This is a messenger RNA of Episyrphus balteatus (marmalade hoverfly), 692 nucleotides long. RefSeq lists its product as uncharacterized. The record is from RefSeq and is a predicted model, not a curated record. The coding region runs from base 210 to 527 and encodes 105 amino acids. The transcript has 3 exons. Lineage: Eukaryota; Metazoa; Arthropoda; Insecta; Diptera; Syrphidae.
UCACUUCAUAUGCCAUGGCACUGUAAUCCGCCAAGGUAACGAAACGCCUCUAGACCUGGUUUCCAUUUAGUUUGCAAUUUCGAGUCGUUACGUGAAUACAAGUUUCGUUUUUUUUUCUUAUGAUUAUUUUUUGAUCGCUGCUUUUGUGCGGAAUAAAUGAUUUGAAAUUUAUUCUUUUUAUUAUUUUUGUUUGUUUGUUAAAAAAUAAAAUGAAUAAUCCUUGUGGAGUUUUUGUCCUUGUGCUUUUGGUGGGAUCUGCUUUGGCUACCCCAAUGCUUUACAAAAAGAACGAACAAGAUAAAUACGAACCAGAUCUAAUAGCCGUUUCCUCGACUGUGAUUCCUUUAACGGUUUACGAAGUUAGCUAUGGUUUGGGAGGCAAACCUAGCGAGGAAUAUAAAAUGGCUUAUUUGAAAAAACUACGAAAGAAGGUCAAACAUACUGACGAGGAAGAGGAUCCUGAUACUUUAAUAACAAUUAAGAAGAAAUAUCAAGAUCAAAAUAAGGCUAAGGUUAAGGGAAUUUAGAAACGAAAAGUUAUAAUAUGCUGUGGAAUGCUGAGUGUAUUAACGUAGAUUAAUAAAUAUUAAUUUAUUAAUGACGUUUAUACGGAGCUAUGUUAAGUUGAUGUACCUACUUUAAAAUAAAAUUGUUGGACCUGAUGAAAUAUGUGAAAAUAUAUAAUUAAGUUA